UGAGGUUCGAAUUUAGACAGCUUUCUUUCUUCUGUUAGCUUGCUCGAUCAUAUUCUGUGUGCUAAGAAGAAUAAUUUGCAACCAUGCCAAAGAACAAGGGAAAGGGAGGUAAGAAUAGGAAGAGAGGUAAGAAUGAGGCAGAUGAUGAGAAGCGUGAGCUUGUGUUUAAGGAAGAUGGGCAAGAAUAUGCUCAAGUGCUCCGAAUGCUAGGUAAUGGUCGGUGUGAAGCGAUGUGUAUCGAUGGGACUAAACGUCUUUGUCAUAUUCGGGGGAAAAUGCACAAGAAAGUUUGGAUUGCAGCUGGGGAUAUCAUACUCGUUGGUCUUCGUGACUAUCAAGAUGACAAAGCUGACGUGAUUCUCAAAUACAUGCCUGAUGAAGCUAGGCUUUUGAAAGCUUACGGUGAGCUACCUGAGAAUACACGUCUUAACGAGGGUAUUGUUGGGGGUAUGGAUGAUGACGAUGAAGGUGGUGGUGAUGCUUAUAUUGAGUUUGAGGACGAAGAUAUUGAUAGGAUCUAGAUGCUAGUCCUCUGUUUCGAAUAAUAUCUUAGUAAAGAAUAACUAUACUAUAGUGGGGUGAAGUUGUAUUAUCGAAUUCCAUUUCAUAGUAGUCCGAGAAUGGAGAUGGAAUCGGUUAUAACCCAUGAAACGUCUGGUCUUUUGUACUAUAUGAUUGCAUAUGCCCCUUCUGGGUCAAUAAAUACCUCUAUUCUAUCAUAUGCAUAUUUAAAGAGAAGCCAGCUCUUUAUGACUA
Messenger RNA from Cucurbita maxima (winter squash), 756 nucleotides. RefSeq names its product eukaryotic translation initiation factor 1A-like. The record is from RefSeq and is a predicted model, not a curated record. NCBI's taxonomy places the organism in Eukaryota, Viridiplantae, Streptophyta, Magnoliopsida, Cucurbitales, Cucurbitaceae. Bases 84 to 521 code for a protein of 145 amino acids. The transcript is spliced from 2 exons. Gene Ontology annotation, cellular component: cytoplasm. Gene Ontology annotation, molecular function: translation initiation factor activity; RNA binding. Gene Ontology annotation, biological process: translational initiation.